UCUUUGUUUAUGAAAGUGUUUUCAGCUUGAGGCAUAUUCAAACUAGCUAGCAAGAUAAGACUGAUUUACAGAUGAAACUUGAAUUUAAAUCUUGUGUUAAAGAUUAAAACACCUGAAUGAGCCCGACAGUUAUAUACUAUCAAUAUCUAAAGGUAACAUGUGACAGAAAAUUGAUCGAAGUGCACAGGAACAAAACUGUACUGGAUUUUAAUCAGGGAGGGCAGCCGCCAUUACUGUGUGAAGAGAGGUAAAGUCUUCACUAGGGCAUAGAGUCCUAGAAUCUGAUGAUGGAUCCCCGUACCAGUGCCCAGGACGUGAUGCGAUGUGACCUGUGUGAGACCGCCAUGGUACAGAUGCACUGUGAUACAUGCCUCGUCAACCUGUGUAAGGCCUGCGUGGGAGAACAUUUUUCAGCCGACCUCUCAAAGCCUCACAAAAUCAUUGACUUUAAGGACCGGAAAUCAACCCCCCUCUACCCUGGAUGUACUUUUCAUGACAAAGAACGAUGUGAAAUGUUUUGUAAACAAUGUCACAUUCCAGUCUGUAUUACUUGUGUUGCUUCAGAUCAACAUUUAGGUCAUAAAAUAUUGAAAAUAAUGCAAGUCUUGGUGGAAAAGAAAGAAAAGAUUGCCAAAGAGAAAAAUGAAUUAAAUGAAACAAUUUUUCCAACCUACCAGGACAUUGUAUCUGAUGUACAAAACAGAAUAAGUCAGUUAGAAAAGAAAUAUGGAGACCUCUCAACAGCCAUAACAAAACAUGGAGAGGACUGGCACAGGGAAAUUGACAAACUUGUCCAGAAACUGAAAGCUGACGUGGAGGAGAUGAAAACCACACAGUUACACACUCUACAGAAACAUCUGGAUGAAGUGAACAAGAAAAUCUCUGAUAUCAACAAUGAAAUCAGUUCAAUUGAUGCUGCUUUGGACUCUAAUGAUAUUUCUACAGUACUGAGUGUUAUGCCUGAUGUAGAUGAAUACAAAAAACUUCCACAGAACAUUCUGCCCUCUUUACCUAAAUUCACUCCUGGGAGAAUUCAGGCAGAGCUAUGUAAACUGUUUGGAACUUUAUCAUCAAUUUCUGUCCGAUCAGAAGAACAUGGUUACAGAAUAAAGACAACACAGAAAUCCCCAGAAGCUGCAUCCUCUCCUGUCAUCAAACAGCUGCUUGAUGAACCACAGACUGUCACCACCAUACACACUGAGUAUGGAAACCUUUACAAUGUGGCCUGUUUGAGUGAUGAAGAAAUCUGGACACGUGGAGAUAUCACAACCAUGAAACUCUACAGCAUCAAUCAGGGAUCACUACUCAAGUCAAUCACAACCAAUUCUGGGUACAAUCCAUGGGACAUAACAGUGACAAACAGUGGAGAUCUGGUUUAUACUGAUUUCUGGGAUAGAACUGUGAACAUUGUAAAGAAUGAAGAGAUACAGACUGUGAUCAGACUACAGAACUGGAAACCUCUUGGUGUCUGCAGUACCUCCUCUGAUGACCUCUUGGUUACCAUGGUCAGUGAUGGUGGGAAACAAUCCAAAGUUGUCCGUUACUCUGGCUCCAAAAAGAAACAAACCAUUCAGUUUGAUGAACAGGGUCAUCCUCUCUAUUCAUCUGGUAUUUUAAAUCACAAGUACAUAAUUGAAAACAGAAACCUGGAUAUCUGUGUGGAUGACAAUAGAGCUACAGCAGUAGUGGUGGUCAAUCCGGCCGGGAAACUGAGAUUCAGGUACACUGGACAUACUCCUGCUCCAAAGAACCAACCAUUCAAUCCACGAGGAAUCACCACAGACAGUCAGAGUCACAUUCUUACAACGGAUGAAAACAAUGACUGUGUCCACAUCAUAGACCAGGAUGGACAGUUCCUUCGUUACAUAGUCUGUGGACUGAGUGAACCCUGGGGACUGUGUAUAGAUACAAACGACAAUCUGUUUGUUGUUAAAUGUAGAAACAGACAAGUGAAGAAAAUCAAAUAUCAGCAGUGAAUUAAACAUUAAACAUGGCUGAUUUAGACAGCAGUGAAAUCAAACAUUAAACAUGGCUGAUUUAGACAGCAGUUAAAUUAAACAUGGCUGAUUUAGACAGCAGUGAAAUUAAACAUUAAACAUGGCUGAUUUAUACAGCAGUGAAAUUAAACAUUAAACAUGGCUGAUUUAGACAGCAGUGAAAUUAAACAUGGCUGAUUUAGACAGCAGUGAAAUUAAACAUUAAACAUGGUUGAUUUAGACAGCAGUGAAAUUAAACAUGGCUGAUUUAUACAGCAGUGAAAUUAAACAUUAAGCAUGGCUGAUUUAUACAGCAGUGAAAUUAAACAUGGCUGAUUUAGACAGCAGUGAAAUUAAACAUGGUUGAUUUAGACAGCAGUGAAAUUAAACAUUAAACAUGGUUGAUUUAGACAGCAGUGAAAUUAAACAUGGCUGAUUUAUACAGCAGUGAAAUUAAACAUUAAACAUGGUUGAUUUAGACAGCAGUGAAAUUAAACAUUGAACAUGGCUGAUUUAUACAGCAGUGAAAUUAAACUUUAAGCAUGGCUGAUUUAUACAGCAGUGAAAUUAAACAUUAAACAUGGCUGAUUUAUACAGCAGUGAAAUUAAACAUGGUUGAUUUAGACAGCAGUGAAAUUAAACAUUAAACAUGGCUGAUUUAGACAGCAGUGAAAUUAAACAUGGCUGAUUUAGACAGCAGUGAAAUUAAACAUUAAACAUGGCUGAUUUAGACAGCAGUGAAAUUAAACAUGGCUGAUUUAUACAGCAGUGAAAUUAAACAUUAAGCAUGGCUGAUUUAUACAGCAGUGAAAUUAAACAUGGCUGAUUUAGACAGCAGUGAAAUUAAACAUGGUUGAUUUAGACAGCAGUGAAAUUAAACAUGGCUGAUUUAUACAGCAGUGAAAUUAAACAUUAAACAUGGUUGAUUUAGACAGCAGUGAAAUUAAACAUUGAACAUGGCUGAUUUAUACAGCAGUGAAAUUAAACAUUAAGCAUGGCUGAUUUAUACAGCAGUGAAAUUAAACAUUAAACAUGGCUGAUUUAUACAGCAGUGAAAUUAAACAUGGUUGAUUUAGACAGCAGUGAAAUUAAACAUUAAACAUGGCUGAUUUAGACAGCAGUGAAAUUAAACAUGGCUGAUUUAGACAGCAGUGAAAUUAAACAUUAAACAUGGCUGAUUUAGACAGCAGUGAAAUUAAACAUGGCUGAUUUAUACAGCAGUGAAAUUAAACAUUAAGCAUGGCUGAUUUAUACAGCAGUGAAAUUAAACAUGGCUGAUUUAGACAGCAGUGAAAUUAAACAUGGUUGAUUUAGACAGCAGUGAAAUUAAACAUUAAACAUGGUUGAUUUAGACAGCAGUGAAAUUAAACAUGGCUGAUUUAUACAGCAGUGAAAUUAAACAUUAAACAUGGUUGAUUUAGACAGCAGUGAAAUUAAACAUUAAACAUGGCUGAUUUAUACAGCAGUGAAAUUAAACAUGGUUGAUUUAGACAGCAGUGAAAUUAAACUUUAAACAUGGUUGAUUUAGACAGCAGUGAAAUUAAACAUGGCUGAUUUAGACAGCAGUGAAAUUAAACAUUAAACAUGGCUGAUUUAGACAGCAGUGAAAUUAAACAUUAAACAUGGCUGAUUUAGACAGCAGUGAAAUUAAACAUUAAACAUGGCUGAUUUAGACAGCAGUGAAAAUAAAUAUUAAACAUGGAUGAUUUAGACAGCAGUGAAAUUAAACAUUAAGUAUGGCUGAUUUAGACAGCAGUGGAAUUAAACAUUAAACAUGGAUGAUUUAGAUACAGGAACAUGGUUGAUUUAGAUACAGGCACUAUAGUACCCAAAUAUACCCCUUGAAAACUGGGAGGAGAAAGAUUUCAUAAACCAUGCAAUUAUCUGAUUGGAACUUCAAGAUCUCAGAAACUUCUUCGGGGUUGCGUAUAUAAUCACAUUCAAGAGGGCUUUGUCCUAAGGCCAUUAGAAACCUUGACCUGGCCACCAGAACCCCAGUAUGAAUGUGUGCUAUCAUAUCUAAUGUACUGUCAAGGAUACGCUUAACUGUGGUAAAAGAAUUUAUAUAGAUGGGAGAAA
Ostrea edulis (European flat oyster) is the source of this 4055-nucleotide messenger RNA. RefSeq lists its product as uncharacterized. The record is from RefSeq and is a predicted model, not a curated record. Bases 285 to 1976 code for a protein of 563 amino acids. Gene Ontology annotation, biological process: positive regulation of DNA-templated transcription. Lineage: Eukaryota; Metazoa; Mollusca; Bivalvia; Ostreida; Ostreidae. Gene Ontology annotation, molecular function: protein binding; zinc ion binding; ubiquitin-protein transferase activity. Gene Ontology annotation, cellular component: chromatin; nucleoplasm. The transcript has 2 exons.